Lobosporangium transversale is the source of this 2081-nucleotide messenger RNA. RefSeq lists its product as hypothetical. Gene Ontology annotation, molecular function: protein binding; calcium ion binding. NCBI's taxonomy places the organism in Eukaryota, Fungi, Mortierellomycota, Mortierellomycetes, Mortierellales, Mortierellaceae. The record is from RefSeq and is a predicted model, not a curated record. Bases 85 to 1995 code for a protein of 636 amino acids. The transcript has 3 exons.
UUUAUUUUUUUAUCUUUGUAAUUACAGCAACAACAAAAAACACCUACAAAAGCUGCGGCUUCGCCACAGCUACCCUCUAGAUCAAUGAGCAAUGGUGUCACAAUGUCUCCCGCCAUUGGAUCAUCGCGCACAGAGGUUGCUGUAAUAAAGCCAUUGUUACCUGCAAGAAAAGCCUUGGAUGCCUCUUCUAACGCGAAACCAGGACUUGAGAGUAUAGCAGGAUCACCAAGUUCUGGGAACAGUUUAACGGCUUCUAAUACAGUUUUACCAAGUUUAGGCCUGAGAUCAACUAAUACUGCCAUUAAAGUAGGAUUGUCAUCAGCGACACCUUUAAAGGCACAUCCCAACUCAGUUUCAGAAAAUAAAACUGUCCUUAGGCCCCCAGUUUUGCCAAAACGUAAUGGGAUGACGGAGAUCAAGAAUAACUCUGAGGAAGAGGAGAAUAGACUACCAUUAUCAGUAAAGGAGCGCAUGGCUAAUCUGACCAAGGCAAACCAAAAGCAAACAAAAUCCCUAUCCUCCGCGCCUUCAGCAACAUCAUCUUCUACAUCAACACAGUUGCCUGCAUCACUUCCGCCGCGGCCAACGGCUGUUGGAGCGGCUAAAGAGCAAAACGGACAAACACGUGACAGUUCCGUACUGCCUGGACUCCCCUUUUCCAUGGCAGCAAAGCCUGCAUUACCACCUAGAACAUCUCCGUCACCACCAUCAACAAGCUCUGGAUCGUCUUCAACAGAAGUCAAUCCGUCAAAGCAUGUAUAUCAGAUCCAGGAUUCGCAGGUUCCUGUGCCCAAACUGACGACUUUUUCGAAACCUCGGUCUGCUAGAACUGGGAAGAGCACAACAUCACCAACGAUCUCAAAGACAUCAUCACCUUCACUAACCACUUCAUCUACAAAUAAUGAUGCUCUUGAACCAAUCGCGUCCAAUACCCCGCCCAAGCUUCCAAACCGUACACUAAUUAUACCAACCGCCAUAUCCCCAGCAAACAAGCCAGCUGACACAGCAGGUAUCCCAGGACCUGCGCCUUUCAGUCCCCCUACAACCCACCAAGCAUUAGUCGAAUUGAGCUUCUUGCCUGCGAUCACUCGCAAUUCCCAGCCUUUGCCAUUGCCCUCGCGAGCUCCCUUGAUCAACACAGUCACUCCUUCUUCGACAAUCUCACCGUCUGUAACACGAUCUGCCGUUCAAGAAUUAACUCGAUCUUCAACAACAGGGAAACGAAGCCCCACCAUGAAAGGCAUAAUCGAAAGAAAUGGGGGCUCGACAGCUGAUGAGCUAGCUAUGCCUGCAGGCGCUGCAUCUGGAAUCAAAAUUAACUCCGUGGGAUCGAAGACACUGCCCUCAACUAUGUCGACGACAUCUGCUCCUGUAGCGCCUAGUGUUGUGACGGGAGAGACAAAGAACGCUAUACCACCACCAUUACCUGUACGAUCCAACACGAUCCCUAUUACUCCUUCAACAUCCACGGUUCCAUCGUCUGUAACACCCAUGAGGCUGCAAAGAGAGCCGAAGACAGAUGCUUCUACUUCCAGUCUAUUUUCGCAUCCAGUAUCCAAAAAGGGGGGCCCAAUAAUGGAUGCGAUGGAUGCGAUGGAUGUGAUAGCACAUGGAUGGAACAGACCAGCGCCUUCAGCUACAAAGACUACUUUACCAGGAUCUCGCAUUGCAGCUCCUUCAACACGAUCGCUGGAGGUUGCGACGCCAGAAACAGUUGGAGUCAAACCUGACGCUAGAAGACGAUAUGAAGCACUUUUCAAGGCUUUAACUACAGGAGAAUAUAUUGAAGGCCCCAAAGUUCAUGCGAUCUAUGUAAAGAGCCGUUUGGAUUCCAAAACAUUAGCACAGAUCUGGGAUCUUGUGGACGUGGACAAUGCAGGACGGCUCAACCGUGCACAAUUCUGUAUGGGUCUUUAUCUGAUUGACGAGCGUCUUGCCAGUGGGCUGAUUCCUUUAGAGAUCUCGGAUGAACUCUGGAUAUCAGUGAUGCAAUAGUGUUACUUAAUGCCAUGCUUCCUAGCUAAACAAUAGAAUGCUACGCUUGUUGGAUACUCUAGGUCGAUGAAGGGAUAGGAAUUUAG